GAGGAAUGACGUUGCUGCUGGAUUGGUUUGUUUGGUCGCAGCCUCGAGUCGCAGCGCCGCCGCUUGCUCCAGACCUUGGUAUCGCUGCCUGCCCAUACAGCCGCCGCCGCCGCUGCUCACUCACUAGGCUACCGAAGGCGGCUAGCAGCCUCCACACCCCUCCACGACCCACGCGAAUGGGGCUUAUCAACAUCUCUAGUCGGCCAAGUUUACCGCGUGUGUUGUGAUUAAUAUUGUUUUGACAACAACGCAUCUAUGACAUGAUGACGAGGCUGUGUUUGUACGUGGUAUGCGCUCAAAUUCCACUGUUUCGGGCUAGUUCCGAGUGUGAGGCAUAGCAGCUAGUGUCGUCGUAGGGGCGGUGGGUCAUGGAGAAAAAUCCCAAGUAACGUCCGAGGAACUGCCACUCGAUACGUAAACAAACUGGACACAGUCUGACAUAAUCGGUGGUGUCUGGUCGUGACCACGGGACCAACAUGGCAGGGGUUUGCAGUAGCGUCGUUACGCCGGGCAUGGGCGAAAUUAUCCAGCUAAACGUUGGCGGAACGAGGUUCAGCACUUCCAGGCAGACACUCAUGUGGAUUCCAGACUCUUUCUUCUCAAGCUUGCUCAGUGGCAGAAUCUCAACCCUGAGGGACGAAACUGGAGCUAUAUUUAUUGACAGGGACCCGACAGCGUUUGCACCAAUUCUCAACUUCCUUCGCACAAAAGAGCUGGACUUCCGGGGGGUGAACAUCAGUGUACUGCGGCAUGAGGCUGAGUUUUAUGGCAUAACUCCAUUAGUGCGGCGACUGUUGCUGUGUGAGGAACUGGAACGCUCGUCGUGUGGUAGUGUGCUGUUCCACGGAUACCUGCCACCCCCUGCGUUCCCGGUACGUAAGAACAGUGGGGGUUCGUCGGCGGCAGCUGCUGGUUCCUCAGAGGAACGUGUGGGAGCAGGAGCUGGGACAGGGGCAGGGGCAGGAGCUGGGGUGGGAGCUGGGGCAGGAGCUGGAGCUGGAGCUGGGGCAGGGGCAGGGGCAGGGGGUGCAGAGGGGGGGUUCCCCAGACCCUCCAGGCACGCUGGCCUGCCCGGACCCCCCACAGGAGCCGAUCCGCCACAGAGAUUAGGCUUCCCUGUGGACCCCAGGAAGGUGCUGAUCGUGGCGGGCCACCAUAACUGGAUCGUGGUUGCCUACGCACACUUUGUCAUCUGCUACAGGAUCAAGGAGUCUUCGGGUUGGCAGCAGGUGUUCUGCAGCCCCUACCUGGACUGGCCAAUCGAGCGCGUGGCUCUGAACGCCAAGGUGGUGGGCGGGCCCCACGGGGACAAGGACAAGAUGGUGGCCGCCGCCUCUCACAGCAGCAUCAUACUCUGGAGCAUACAGGACGGCGGCAACGGAAACGAAAUAGGUGUGUUUAGCCUGGGUGUGCCUGUGGACAACCUGUUCUUCAUCGGUUCUCAGCUGGUGGCCACCAGUCACACGGGGAAAGUGGGAGUCUGGAACGCCGUCACGCAACACUGGCAGGUGCAGGACGUGGUUCCCAUCACCAGUUGUGACACGGCCGGCUCCUUUCUCCUCCUGGGCUGCAGCAACGGCUCCAUAUACUACAUAGACAUGCAGAAGUUUCCUCUCCGCAUGAAGGACAAUGACCUGCUGGUAACGGAGCUGUAUCACGACCCCUCCAACGACGCCAUCACCGCCCUCAGCGUAUACCUCACGCCGAAAACCAGUGUGAGUGGUAACUGGAUUGAGAUAGCGUACGGCACCAGUUCUGGCGCGGUGCGUGUCAUCGUGCAGCAUCCGGAGACUGUGGGCUCGGGACCUCAACUGUUCCAAACCUUCACUGUCCACCGGAGCCCCGUCAACAAGAUCAUGCUGUCGGAGAAACACCUGGUGUCAGUGUGUGCGGAUAACAACCAUGUGCGUACGUGGACGGUGACGCGUUUCCGGGGGAUGAUCUCCACGCAGCCCGGCUCCACCCCGCUGGCCUCCUUCAAGAUCCUCUCGCUGGAGGAGACGGAGAGCCACAACAGUUACUCCGCAGGAAAUGACAUCGGUCCGUUUGGGGAGCGUGAUGACCAGCAGGUCUUUAUCCAGAAGGUCAUCCCCAUCACACACAAGCUCUUCGUACGCCUCUCAUCCACCGGGAAAAGGAUCUGCGAGGUGCAGGCGGUGGACGGCACGACCAUCACGUGCUUCACGGUGCGCGAGUGCGAGGGUUCAAGCCGCAUGGGGUCACGACCCCGGCGAUACCUCUUCACCGGCCACGCCUGCGGAAGCAUCCAGAUGUGGGACCUCACCACCGCCAUGGACCUGGCCAACAAGCACGACGACAAGAGAGAAGCAGAAGUGGGCGGUCCCACUGAGGAGGAGCUUCUGAAGCUGCUGGACCAAUGUGACCUCAGCACCUCUCGCUGUGCCACGCCCAACAUUAGCCCCGCCCCCUCUGUGCUGAACCCCAAUAAGCUGAGAGAGUCCUGCUCCAGUCUGCAGCUGCAGGAGCCCAUCCCCGAGGGCGCCACCUACGGCUCCCUGCGUCCGUACCGAGAGAGCCCCCUGCUGGCCAGAGCGCGCCGCACCGAGAGCUUCAACAGCCAGCGCGGAGCAGACUUCCAGAACUUCAGCCUGGGGGGGUUCCGCAACCUGCUGGAGCCCGAGGGGGUGGGGGGCGGCGGGGCAGAGGUCACAUGUGGGGGGGACGAGCCGCGACAGUCCACGUCCGAGAGCAGCGGAGAGGAGGGGGCCAGCGAGAGGAACAGAGGAGGAGGAGGAGGAGGAGUGGUGCAGGGGGGGCUGGAGAGCUGGUGGGGGAGAUCUAGCGAUGGGGAGGGGGGCAGGGCCGGGGGGGCGGCGUUGGCGGCACCAGACAGCCCAGGGCUGGGGGACGUCAGGAGGAAGGUGCAGGUGGCAAUGGCGGGGGCGGGGGCCACGCUGGGGGACGAGGAGGUGGUGGGCGGCGAGGGGGAAGCGCCAUCAGGUGUGUCAGGGGAGAGCCGAUCGUCAGGGGAGGGGGGCAAGAAGAGGAGUGCGUUUGAGGGGGGGUUCCUGGGGAGGAAGAGGGCACCGCCCGUGCCCCAGCUGGCCUCCCCCCUGCCCCCCGGCUCUGAGGCUGGGGGGGGCGGGGGCAGUGACUCCUCCUCCAGCACCGCCUCCCCCUCCCCCACCAAGAUGUCCACGUCGCCACGACACCGCAAGGGGCCGGACACCUCGGGCCAGGAGUACGGCCUGUAAGACAGACACCUGGAGUGUGUUACAAUGUGCGGCCUUGCCUCCUCCACUUGUGCUUGUCUCCUCGUACCAGGAAGUAAUAUGUCAUGAUGACAUCACUGACAACAGCAUUAUAUUUCAAUAUCUUCCAAAAGCUCAAACGUCUUCUUCUCAUUUGCAAUUGGAAUGGUGAAUGAAAAACAGUCCCUCAAAAGUUGUUGUGGCUAGGCUGACCGCUGGGAAACUUUAUGGUUUGCUCCACGGAGGAGGGCCCAGGAGGCGGGACGAGGAGACAAGCACAAGUGGAGGAGGCAAGGUCGCAUAUUGUAACGCACACCUGGCAUCCAUGACAAAAGAAAACCCUGUGAUGCCACCUGAAGACGUGAGGCGUGCACCGAACCGAACCGCCAUGACACACCUGAAAGCACGAGACCUCUUCUAACGACACUCGGGACACACUACUUACUUUGAGACACCUGUGAAGCGCCUCGGACUAGGAGACUAGCAGGGUGUGAUGCCAGACAUCUCGGAAGACACACGUCACGUGAGCAACAUCUCCAAGUCACAUACAUUUUUUAAUGUGACACAUUGAAGACCCUUUGCUGUUUUCAGUUUGAUCAUAUCGACUAACAUUGUGUAUUUGUUGUCGUUCAAGAAGCCAUGUCCAUGUUUACAUGGUGAACGCUGUUUUUGUUUUUUUGUUUUUUUUUAAAUCCUGGGGCAGCCAUUGAGGUGACGAAGCUUAACGUUCGUUUGUUUACAUGCACAUUAUCCUUUAGCUGUCCAACUGGACUACAAGUUAGUCUCUGCCCCUUAUUCCCAUAACAUGUGGACGACUAACUGACCAGAAGGCAUAGCUAGUAACCUUUAAAAUGAAGUUUUAGAUAAUUACGUGUGCACAUUACUUUAACCCCAAGUUAAAGUAAUAGUCGUUGCAUCCUGGCCCAUAGAACCUGAUUCAUUGCGUACGUAGUAGGUCACCAAACGAAGGGUAUGACAUCUUCUCAAUUGAAAAAAAGAUACUUGACAUUUGACAGUUGAGUUGGGGUGAUGCAUGCAUCGUUGUCUAGGAUGCGGUAAUGUGCGUAAAUGACGAUCAUCAAAACGUUAGCGCUAGCAGUAGUGUGCCGUCAUCUGAUAACACUAAUACUCAUUUCACUGCUAAUGUUGGGCCUUUCCAGUGAUAGAAAGAUGGACGAAAGAUUUCAAACUUUUUUUUCUCCUUUCGAGAAUCGUGCAACACUAUUUUAUUUUUUGUCUUUUGUUGAUAUAUUGACCUUAAAGGGAAUUCCUUCACAUUGUAAUUUUUAGUGCCUUGGACCACAGUGGUAAUUGAAAUAUGUGUAUCGCAUUGUAUCAUUUUGAUUCUGUGAGCAAUCUCACCAAAGCUAAUAUGGCCGCCUUGUUUGUCCCCCCUCCUCGGUAAGGUCGCGAAUGGAAACAAAGUGUCCUAAAUAAUUGGGUCACAGACAUGGGUAUAUCGUAAACUGUUAUGUCACGGACACAAACACUGUGUUCUUUAACGGUUAGGUCACAUACUCAAGCAGUAUCCUAAACUGCCAGAUCAUGGAUGCAAAAUAUAGUAGUGUUCUGAACUGUCUCAAAUGCAGUUCUACCUUAUUGGAGAUCACAGGCUGCAAUCAAUCUACUUACUCCCAUCCUUUCCCUGUAGCCUCCUGCUUUAUGACGCGAGGCUCAAGUCAACAUCACCCAUGAUUGAAGAGUUUGUACAUGUUGAAUGGGAAAAUCCUACCUUAAAGUCAGUCUGCGCUAGGGAUGGAUAUUGGAAAGGGGUUCACGAUUCGAUGUGCAUCAUAAUACACAUGCCAUGAUACAAUACUGUCUAUCGAUAAUACUACCGUAUUAUCAGAGACUAAUCACUUAAAAAUAAUAAUAAUGAGGAUGAUUUGAGGCAGGGAAGCGCUAUCACAUAUCACGUGGUUGGUUUCUGGACUGAAGAGUAACAGAACUUUGAAAAGGCAUAUCACCAUACUGCCUCCUUGCAUCACGAUACAGUAUUGUCACUCUGCGCAUCACAAUUAUCACAAUUCGAUACAAUAUUGUUGUAUCUCUAUUAGUCUGCGCUGGUUGACAGAGGGGAAAGUACUGUAUUCUCCAGGGUGUCGAGAUGACACACAGAGAAGAUUCCAGAGGUGGUAGGAAAGGAUGGGAGGAAGGAUAUUGAUUUUCCGCCACAGUGUUCACCAACUUUUAACCCCUAACCUUAACUGAUUAUGCAAGUCCGGCCCCCUGUUUGUAAGUAGGAGGAGUCCUGGCCAUUGGCCAAUGGGAUUGCUCCUCCUCCUCCUCAUCUCUUAUGCUCUGCAUUGUUGACUUGUGAGUUACUAGAGUUACAGUGUGUUUGUGGGUCAAAGACGUCUUUGUCAUUCAGUGUUAGGGACACCUUCCGCUGACUGUAGCUGCAAAAAAACAUGAUUUUAAAAUUGUUUCAAGUGAAUGGAUGACAGCUGAGGCUUUCAUGAAUUCCCUGUAACAAUAAAUAAAUAAAAAGAGUCAUGUUUUUUAGAGUUACAGUCAGCAGAAGGCAUCCGUUACACUGAAUGACAAUGCCAGUUUGCACGUCUUUGACCCUUGUACUGUAGGUUUCACUGCAUUACACUACACUACAUUUGCAUUUGCACUUAAACAUGAAAGAGCGCGAGGUCACUCCCGCUCACCAUGGUAUCAGUUAUUCUGAUUGGCCCAUUGUAGGAUCAGUCGUUCUGGUGGGCUGUUUCCCAAAUCGGUUGCUAGAGUGCAAUUUAUCCCUUGCUAACCUGGGAUGCGUUUCUCGAGAGCAUUGCUUUUAAGUGAGUUAGUAAAUUACUCGGUUACAAUGCAAUUUCCCAUAGGCGAACUAAUAAGCAAUGAUGCUUUUGGGAAACGCA
This is a messenger RNA of Engraulis encrasicolus (European anchovy), 6079 nucleotides long. RefSeq names its product potassium channel tetramerization domain containing 3 (gene kctd3). The record is from RefSeq and is a predicted model, not a curated record. The transcript has 18 exons. The coding region runs from base 477 to 3215 and encodes 912 amino acids. NCBI's taxonomy places the organism in Eukaryota, Metazoa, Chordata, Actinopteri, Clupeiformes, Engraulidae. Gene Ontology annotation, molecular function: protein binding. Gene Ontology annotation, biological process: protein homooligomerization.